Messenger RNA from Scaptodrosophila lebanonensis, 2924 nucleotides. RefSeq names its product leucine-rich repeat-containing protein 40 (gene f-cup). The coding region runs from base 213 to 2582 and encodes 789 amino acids. The record is from RefSeq and is a predicted model, not a curated record. The transcript has 13 exons. Lineage: Eukaryota; Metazoa; Arthropoda; Insecta; Diptera; Drosophilidae. Gene Ontology annotation, molecular function: protein binding.
UUUGAUUUAUUUUUAAGCAUAUUAGUUUGUAUAGAAACGGCCAUAAACUGCACUAACCGCAAAGAAAUCGCGGAUGAAACUUUUAAAUACGCCUGCUGCCAUCUUAAAGCUGCCAAACGUAACGGAACGUUUAAGGAUUCCUCAAGUGGGAACCGGGAAGCCAACAACUAAGACAAUACGAAACUCAAUAGCUGGAAGGGAAGAUAGAAAAAAUGAUUUACGAGGGCAACGGCAACGAUAUUCUGGGCACAUUCAAUUUGAGCCGCGAAUGCAACGGAUUUGGUGGCGACGACGCUCUUGCCCCCGACUCCCCAGGACAUCCGUGCUUCACGCAUUUCGGCUGUCCCUGCGAUAUGAACGACAACAGUCCGCAUGAGUGUAUGCCGCAUACACAUAUGAAGGCGCCACAAGCUAGCAGAAUACCACGCACCCGACCUCGCGUCGCCACACGCCCCAAUCUAUCGUUUUUGAAUCCUGUAUUCCAUGAACGCUCACAAGCAGAGGAUGACGGCGUGUUGUCCCAGCAAUUGUGGAAACUGGCGCGCAAGACCGGCACGCUGAAUCUUUCCAACAAGGGCUUGGCACGCGUGCCCGAACGCAUCUAUGAUAUCAAUGAAGCCGAUGCCGAUAGUCAGGCCGCCAACUUGGAGCAAUUGUCCAUCAAGGAGGAGGACGCCUGGUGGAAUCAAGUGCCAUUAAACAAUCUGGACCUAAGCUCCAAUGCCUUGACACACAUUUCGCCAAAAAUUGAAAAUUUGCAGUCGCUUACCGUGCUAAUUCUGCACGACAAUGCUCUGGUCACACUGCCGCCAGAGAUGGCCAAGCUGGAGAAGCUCGUGCGCCUAAAUCUGAGCCACAAUAAGCUGAGCGAUUUACCGCGCGAGCUCUACAGCUUGCCGGAGCUGCGGCAUCUGAACAUAUCGUAUAAUGAAUUUAGUGAGCUGGAUCCAGAUAUCAGCGACUUGCAUAUGCUAGAAUUUUUGGAUGCUGGCCACAAUAACAUACAAAUUAUCCCCGGUGGAAUUGGUUUUCUAGUGCGUCUAACCGCGCUUUUAUUGCCCUUUAACCACAUCAAGGAAUUACCGCCCGAUCUUGUUAGCAUGCGAUCUUUGCAAAAACUGGAUCUGAUGCAGAACGAUUUAAUUUACCUGCCGGACGACAUUGGACUGCUGAGGAAGCUUCAAUGCUUGUAUAUUCAGCACAAUGACAUCAAAAUGCUGCCCGACUUUGAGGGAAGCGAGGAGCUGCAGGAGCUACAUGCAAGCAACAAUUUUAUUGAGAGCGUUCCAAAGGCUUUGUGCGCCAAUUUGCCGCAUUUGAAGAUUUUUGAUUUACGAGACAACAAAAUCUCCAUACUACCCGAUGAGAUAUGCCUGCUACGCAAUCUGCAUCGUCUGGAUGUAUCGAAUAAUUCCAUAAACACGCUGCCCGUCACACUCUCCGCAUUGGCCCAUUUGAUCAGCCUACAGGUUGAUGGCAAUCCGAUCAAGACAAUACGACGCGACAUCUUGCAAUGCGGUACGACACGCAUUCUAAAGACCCUACAAGAGCGCGCACAGGCCAAGGCGCGAGAAGGUGGAGCUGAUAAUGCAACAGCAGGGGCACCAGGUCCGGAUGAAGCUCUGCGCCUGCGUGGAGGCCAAGCAAAUGAAGCCCGAAACUAUCCGGACAAUCACAGACAGCAGCAUUAUCCCUGCCAGUGCGUUCAGUGCCGCAGCCAUUACCAGCAGCAGUUCCAAUCGUCCCAACAGCGCUUCUGCAAUUGCCCGCAGUGCAUGUAUCGGCAGCAACAGGAAGCGUCUGGCUAUUACCGAACAGUUACCAAUCAAUAUGCGCAACCAGACUUGGCUCACUAUCGAACUUAUAAUGCUUAUCAAAAUUCUAGUUUCGCGUCGUACCAGCAGCAAGAGACGGAUGAACAGACUGACGCUUCUUUGGAAGUGCAUCCGCGUUGGGUAUACAAAUUGCGUCAAUCGCGAACGCUGGCGGUCAACUUGGAGGAGCUGACGGACGUGCCCGAAAGCGUGUUCCAGAUGGCCCGGGAGGAGAAUGUACAUGUCGUCGAUUUUGCUCGCAAUCAACUUGGCACUUUGCCAGCAGGUUUGCAGCAUUUGUGCCAUCUGGUGACGGAGCUUGUUCUGGGGCACAACCUGAUUAGCCAUAUACCGCCGUUUAUAUCGCAAUUCACACGCAUUACAUUUAUUGAUUUGUCCAACAACUUGCUCAAGGACUUGCCCAGUGAAAUUGGUGUUUUGAAUACCCUACGUGAGCUUAAUAUAGCUAAUAAUCGUCUCGAGUUUUUGCCCAAUGGCUUGUACGAGCUGCAAAGCCUCGAGGUCUUGAUUGCCAGUGAUAAUCAUAUUAAAGCGCUAAAUGUCUCGGGUCUCGGCGCCAUGAGGCGCUUGGCCACAUUGGACCUGCGCAAUAACGAUAUCGAUUUUGUGCCACCCAUACUUGGCAAUCUGACAAAUAUAACCCGGCUGGAGCUGGUGGGCAAUCCGUUUCGACAGCCGCGCCAUCAGAUCUUGGCCAAAGGGACGGAGGCUAUUAUGUCGUACCUGCGUGAUCGUAUACCCAUAUGAAUUGGAGCAGCUGCUACGACCUCGAGCACUCUCCCAAAUUCAAAAUUCGUCUCUGUUUCAUUUAGCUCCAAAGUUUGAGCGUUAAUUAAUUUUAUUGUGUUAUUAUUUUGACGAAAAGCUAAACCAAAAUUUCAGUAAUGACUGCACCUGCACGCACACACACAAGCACCUAAAGAAGGUGAUGUGUGUGUGUGUGGGUGCAACUGCAGGAGGCACGCAUCACAACAACAAAAAAAAAAACACUCAACUCAAGGCUAUAUACUAAAAUACUAGUCAGAAAACACGCACAUUGUUGAUCUUUUGGAAAGGCAGCUUGCAAAAAUUAAAUAUUGAAUAAAAGAC